This is a messenger RNA of Drosophila ficusphila, 1979 nucleotides long. RefSeq names its product sodium-dependent nutrient amino acid transporter 1. The coding region runs from base 69 to 1964 and encodes 631 amino acids. The record is from RefSeq and is a predicted model, not a curated record. Gene Ontology annotation, molecular function: L-amino acid transmembrane transporter activity. Lineage: Eukaryota; Metazoa; Arthropoda; Insecta; Diptera; Drosophilidae. Gene Ontology annotation, biological process: sodium ion transmembrane transport. The transcript is spliced from 7 exons. Gene Ontology annotation, cellular component: membrane.
CAAGCAGCUUGUUAAGAACGGUUGACAAUUCGGUCCUCUAAAAACCAGCAAGUCCCUAAUCCUCAACUAUGGAUGAUGCUACAGAAUACCAGAGACUUCGCAGAAACAUGGAGGAAGGUCAAGGAUCUAGGCAAGGACAACCAGGAUCGAGCAAUGACAUUUGCUCUACAGUUGUCUACACCGCGGAAGGAGAGGAACUCACCAUAAACUGCGAGGUGGAGGUGCAAUCCGAAUCCUCUAGCCGAGAUCAGUGGAGCAAGGGUGUGGAGUUCCUCUUCUCUUGCAUCGCUUUAUCCGUGGGUCUUGGAAAUGUCUGGCGGUUUCCCUUUAUUGCAUUGGAAAACGGAGGAGGAGCCUUUUUGAUCCCCUAUGUGAUAGUUUUGCUUCUAAUUGGAAGACCUGUUUACUAUCUGGAAGUGAUUGUGGGACAGUUUUCAAGUCGUGGUUGCAUUAAGGCUUUUGAUAUGGCGCCUAUUAUGAAAGGUAUUGCCUAUGGGCAGGUGUACUCCACCGCAUUGGCUACAACUUACUACGCCUGCAUUAUGGCAUUGACCAUCAGAUAUUUGGUGGCCAGUUUCAGUGAGGUCCUGCCAUGGACUUAUUGUCUGGUGGAAUGGGGCAGCAGUUGUGUGGCCACAGGAGCCUCUGCCGCCAACGAUACAUCUAUUUCCCAGGGCGUCUCCUCCGCGGAGUUAUUCUUUACACAAACGGUUCUCAGGGAACCCGAAACUUUGGAGGAUAAUGGUUUGGGAACUCCCAGCUGGGAUUUGGUGUUAUGCCUCCUAGCCACCUGGGUGAUUAUUGGCACUGUUUUAUCCAAGGGAAUAAGGAGUUCAGGGAAGGCUUCCUACUUCCUGGCCCUCUUUCCCUAUGUGAUUAUGUUCGUACUGCUGAUCAGGGCAGUCACUUUGCCAGGAGCUUGGCAGGGUAUUGUGUACUUUUUGAAGCCACAAUGGUCACAGUUGCUGAAUCCCCACGUUUGGUAUGCGGCCAUUACGCAAAUGUUUUUCUCUCUGGCCAUUUGCUUUGGCACUCUGAUUAUGUACGCUUCCUUCAACGAUUUCCACAAGAAUGUGCACAAAGAUGUGAUUAUAAUCACCACCAUAGAUUCACUAACUUCCAUUCUGGCUGGUUGCAUUAUCUUCGGAAUUCUAGGCAAUCUUGCUUAUGAGACAAACACCUCGGAUAUUUCGCAGGUGGUCAAAGGUGGAGCUGGUCUUGCCUUCAUUUCCUAUCCGGAGGCCAUUGCCAAGUUCAAGUACCUUCCCCAACUGUUUGCCGUGCUGUUCUUCUUCAUGCUCCUGGUCUUGGGAAUAGGAUCGAAUAUCGGAAUGGCGAGUGCUGUGGUGAAUGUGGUCAAGGAUCGAUUCACCCACUUGCCACAUUGGUUGUUAGCUGUCGGAGCCUCGGUGAUUGGCUUCCUUUGCGGACUGGUUUACAUGACUCCGGGUGGACAGUUUAUACUGAAUCUCGUGGAUUUCUAUGGCUGCACCUUUAUAGCCUUGGUCUUGGCCAUCGCAGAGUUAUUGGCAUUCAGUUGGAUUUAUGGCGUGAAGCGCAUCUGCAGCGACAUUGAGUUCAUGUUGAAUGUGAAGACCAGCUUCUACUGGCGCAUUUGCUGGGCCAUUGUGGCACCUGGCCUGAUGUUUUUGGUCCUGGCCUACAUGCUUUUUAGCUACGAACCUCUUACGUAUCGGGGAGUUCAGUAUCCACCUGCUUACUACAUGGCUGGUUGGCUUAUUUGGGGAUUGGGAGUGCUGCAAUUGCCCUUCUGGGCUUUGGUCACGAUUUUCCAGCAGCCCGGCAAAACUUUUGGCAGUAAAAUAAGAAUGGCCAUGCAGCCCACUGCCAAUUGGGGUCCCCUGCAAACCCAAAAGUUCGAGGCCUACGUUCUGCAUCGAAAACGCGAGGCUGAUUUCAAGAGACCACGGGGCGGAUACAUGUUCGACAAUAUCUUUGGCUAAAAGUCUCGUUUAGUG